AAACUUGCUGCUCUCCGCUGAGGAGAAGUUGAGCCAAAGUUUGGAGAAGUUUGAGGAGGGGAGAAGUUGCCCAGCAGCACUCAGGCGGAGGCUGCGGGACUGAAGACACGCACACGGCGGAGGAGGAGCGCAAACAUGAAGCUGUGCCGCACUUUUUUAGAAAAUGAGUUUCGGGGUGAGCUGGUGAACCAGCGGUGGACACGAGGCGAGAGGACCAGCAGCCGCUGUCAGGCCUCCCAGAGACUGCAGAGCCGCCGACCAAUCAUGAUGAGUGUGGAGAGUGACGACAAGCGAACUCGCACCCGGUCCAAAGGAAUCAGAGUUCCCAUUGAGCUCGUAGGACAAGAGCUAAGCUGCCCCACCCCUGGAUGCAAUGGCUCUGGCCAUAUCAGUGGGAGAUACUCACGACACAGAAGCAUCCUGGGAUGCCCCAUAGCGAGAAAACGGCGUCUGGAGGAAGCGGAGCAGGAGCAAGAACAGGAAGCAGAGAGGCCCGCCUCCAAGAGGAAGUCCCACCCCCUGAAACUGGCCCUGGACGAGGGCUUCAGCGCGGAGAGCGACGCCAGCAGCGAGGCUGAGGGCGAAGCGGAGAAGGAUGGAGAGAAAGCUCAGGAGGCCAAGGAUGUGGCGGAGGAAGAGGAGAAGGAAGCAAAUGGGGAGGAGGAAAGAGAGGAGGUGACAGAUUACCACCAACAGGACGGUCAAAAGGAGGAGGAGCCAACAGAGGAGGAGGAAGAGGAGGAGGGAGACAUUCAGAAGGAGGAGAACUUUGCAGCUGAUGAAGAGGAGGAGUGUGUGAUCAUCGAGCCGGAGCUGGGCGCAGCGUCACCUGCAGCACGGGAGUCGCCCUCACAGAGCGCCGAGGAGGUGGCCAACUCUCUGCUCCACCUGGGCCGGGUCUCCGCCACUGAUGCUCCCGCCAUGCAGCAGUCUGUGGCCAUGGAGGCUGAAGAUGCGGCAGCUGAAUGGGAGGAAGAGGUUAAGGGUGAUCAGGAGGAGCACCUGAAGGAGGAGGAGGAGGCACAGAGGCUCCAGGAGCUGGAGGAGUCGCCUGCUCUGCAGGAGGAGGCAGAUGAUCCGAAUGAUGAAGACGACGAAGGGUCCGGCUGCCACGUCUUCCUUCAUGAGCAAAUUAAGCAUAACCAGGAAGCCGAAGAAGAAGAGGAGGAGGAAGAGGAGGAGGAGGAAGAGAUGGUUGUGUCUGUGCAGGAAACCCGAACAGAGGAGGAAGAGGAGCACAGAGGUCACGCCAUCUCCACGUCUGAUGUGCCGACCGCCGUCCGCACCAUCACCAGCACAGCAGCAGCUCAGGGAACACUCAUCAAGAACGAAGACCUUCGGGCCAGUCCUGUGGAGGACAGCAGCCCCAGCAGAACCGCUCUGCAGGACACAUACGACCCGCUGAAACCCAACCCGCUCCUCAACUACAAGAACAGCGCUCUGUUGAGCUUCACCUCCCACAGGAUCAGCCCGCUGGAGGACUACCUGCCCCUCCCCAGAGGCGAAAACUACAAAAUCCACAAGGCCUCGUCCUCCUCGGCCUCGCCCGACAUCAUCGAAGUACGAUCAGAGAAGGACUUUGACCUGGACGGGGACGUCGACCACGACGACGAGGACAGCCUGUCGCAUCGCUCGGCCGUCACAGAUGAGUCGGAGAUGUUUGACAUGACGCGCGGGAACCUGGGUCUGCUGGAGCAGGCCAUCGCCCUGAAGGCGGAGCAGGUGAAGCCGGGAGGGCCCAGAGAGCUUCUCCGAGCUCCAGAUAUCCACCACCAGCGGUACUUCACCCUGGAGGACAGGCCCAAGCACCUGGACAUCAUCCGCAAGAGCUACUUCAGCAAAGAGAGCAGCCGGCCGGAGAAGAGGGAGAUCAAAUGUCCCACGCCGGGGUGUGACGGGACGGGUCACGUGACCGGCCUCUACCCCCACCAUCGCAGCCUGUCAGGCUGUCCCCACAAGGACAGGAUCCCCCCCGAGAUUCUGGCCAUGCAUGAAAAUGUGCUGAAGUGUCCGACCCCCGGCUGCACCGGUCAGGGCCAUGUCAACAGCAAUCGCAACACACACCGCAGUCUGUCUGGUUGCCCCAUCGCUGCUGCUGAGAAGCUCUCCAAGACCCACGACAAGCAGGUUGUGGCCCCGCCCACCAGCGAGCUCCUCAAAGGCAGCCCCAACGACAGAGUGUUGAGGCCAAUGUGCUUUGUGAAGCAGCUGGACGUGCCCCAGUACGGCAGCUACCGGCCCAACAUGGCGCCCUCCACGCCUCGCGCAAACCUGGCCAAGGAGCUGGAGAAGUACUCGAAGGUCUCCUUUGAUUACGCAAGCUUUGAUGCUCAAGUGUUUGGGAAGCGCACUCUUGCCCCAAAGAUAAGCACCAGCGAAACUUCACCUAAAGCCUUUAAAACUAAGCCCUCCUCCUCCCCCAGCCUGAGCCUCCACAGUUACGGGAAAAGCUCCUCUUUGGCCUACGACUACUCGCACGACGCAGAAGCUGCUCACAUGGCCGCCACCGCCAUCCUCAACCUGUCCACCCGCUGCUGGGAGAAACCCGAGAACCUCAGCACCAAGCCCCAAAACAAGGAAAUGGACAUAGAGGUGGACGAGAACGGCACGCUGGACCUGAGCAUGAAGAAGCCCAUCAAAAGAGAGGGCAGCGUGUCGGGCACCAGCCCCGGGGUUCGCUCCCCAGACCCUUCUUCCUCCUCUUCUUCCUCGCUCCAUCACGGGGGAAACAGCGGGAUGACGUCGCCAAAUCUGCAAACGUACAAGCAGGAGGACUGGGAGGGACCUCUGGAUUUCACUAAACCCAACCGCCAGCGGGAGGAGGAGGCAGACGAGAUGGAGCACACUAUGCAGUCGUACGUGUCGUCUGACCCAGAGGACUGUGACUUGAUGCAGGACUGUCUGGAGGACAGGAAGUACCCCGGAGAGGUCACGACCCCGAGUUUCAAAGUCAAGUUUCAGCCGAAGGACAGCAAGAAAGAGCUUCUCUCGUGUCCUACACCUGGAUGUGACGGCAGCGGCCACAUCACUGGAAACUACGCGUCACACCGCAGUCUGUCUGGGUGUCCUCUCGCUGAUAAGAGCCUGCGGUCCCUCAUGGCGGCCCACACCCCUGAACUCAAAUGCCCCACUCCGGGAUGUGACGGCUCGGGUCACAUCACAGGAAACUACGCCUCCCACCGAAGUCUCUCUGGGUGCCCGCGUGCCAAGAAAAGUGGAAUUAAAACUCCUACCAAGGACAACCAGGAGGACUCGGAGCUUUUAAAAUGUCCGGUUCCGGGCUGCGACAGUCUGGGUCACAUCAGCGGCAAAUACGCCACCCACCGCAGCGCCUACGGUUGUCCGCUGGCGGCACGGCGGCAGAAGGAGGGACUCCUGAACGGGACGCCCUUCAACUGGAAGGCCUUUAAGACUGAGGGACCCACCUGCCCCACACCUGGUUGUGACGGAUCUGGACACGCUAACGGAAGCUUCCUCACACACCGCAGCCUCUCAGGAUGCCCCAGAGCCUUGUAUGCCAAGAAGAAGGCCAAGUUCCCCUCAGAGGACUAUCUGAACACCAACUUCAGACCCACUGAUGUUUUAGACAACGACGAGGACAUAAAGCAGCUCAACAAAGAGAUCAGUGACCUUAAUGACUCCAACAAUGAAAUGGAGGCUGACAUGGUGAACCUGCAGACUCAGAUUUCCUCCAUGGAGAAGAACCUGAAGAGCAUCGAGCACGAGAACAAGAUGAUCGAGGAGCAGAACGAGGCUCUGUUCAUGGAACUGUCGGGUCUGAGCCGCGCCCUCAUCCGUAGCCUUGCUAACAUCCGGCUGCCGCACAUGCAGGAGCCAAUCACCGAGCAGAACUUUGACCGCUACGUGAGCACCCUUACGGACAUGUACACCAACAAGGACUGCUUCCAGAGCCCGGAGAACAAGGCCUUGUUGGAGAGCAUCAACAAAGCCGUGAAGGGCAUCAAAGUGUGAGGCUCGACGGAAGCAAGACACUGAAAGCUCCACAGUGUAUUGAAAUACCAUUAAAACAAAAGGGAAUUCAGGUUAUUUAAAUAAACAACAACUUUAAGAAAAAAAAACAACCCAGGGAACACAGAUGAAGAAGAGUGACGCGGACCAAAAUCCACACCACGCUGCUGCUGCUGCUGGGCGUCGCAGAUCUUUCAGUAGGAACGGGCGAGGAGUAGCUGGAAACUGUUCAGCAGAGUUUGGACGCGCUCUCCGGCGCCCCCUCUCUGUUGCGCGCGUCUUGAACCUGAAGGAAAAUCUCUCACAGGAGCAAAAGAGAAGAAGAACUCUGGCUGAGCUCCAGCAGCGUUCACCGCGACUUCGCCGACAGAGACACUCCACCCGGCCACUCCACCCAGCAAUAGGAAGCACGCCCCAAACUGAAGGUGUUUGUUUUGUGGCGUCGCAACCUAAACCAUCUGCACGCAAAGCUACGAAGCAGAUCAGCGAGCAGAUAAGUCCCGCCCCCAGCGUCCAUUUGUUUUCUAACAGAUUAUAGUCAUUUAGCGUGCACACGUUUCAGAUCAGUUUGUCAUAUCAAUAGUAUUUAUUAACAUAGGAGUUGCACUUCAUUUCAAUAACUAGUUUUGUGGUACAAUAAUUAUUAUUAUUAUAAAUUAAUUAUUUAAACUUGUGAACGUUUUAAAUUGUAACUUAUUGCCGUUUAUGUUAUUGAGGUUUAUUUAUUUGAAACGAUCUAUUUAUUAACCUUGUUUUGUAAAACAAACAGAAAAAAAUGCCUUUUUUUUUGCUUUGAUAACCAGUUUGCAAAUGAUUUACAUCCAUAUUUAAAGAAUCUAUAUGAAAACCGAUGAGGCAUAUUUUGUUUGUGACUCAUUUUUGAAACACCUUUUUAUGUGCGGAUGUUUUUACGACAAACUUUUUUUGUUUGUUUUUAUAGUUUUACAACAAAAAAGUUCUUCUUUUGUUCUGUUAUCCAGAAAACCAACUGCUGAGAGGAGAAAAAUGUAUUUAUUAUUUAUUUAAAAUGAGAGAAAUCCUUUGAUAUGGCUGUAUAUUUAUUUUGUUAUUUAUGUGCGUGAUGUGAUGGUUGAGUCUGAGUAGUCUUAAAAAAAAAAAAAAAAAAAAAAAAACACUGAUGAGAACUUAAUAAAGAAACCACGUCAUAACGAACACGGUUUGAUUGCUUAGGUGAAGCAGCAGCUGAUUGUAAAACGAGAAAGCGCUCGCUGUCUGCCGCCGCCACCGCCCGGUUUCUGUGCGUUUGUCAGGUGAAAAUGUUUUAAAGAAAAGACAGAAAAAAAUGUUACCUCUCCCAAGCGCUUUGUAGCGGCCAACACUGGCUCACCCCAAACCUCUGUGUUGUACCGUGACUGCUCUACUAAUAGGAUUUUCAUCAGUGCAAUGGUACACAAAGAGCUCUUCUCCAGCAGUGUUUUAGUUUGGCUCUAAAACACACACAGACUCGCACAGCGACAUAUCCAGCCCUCGAGGAAACAAUAACAUGGCCUACUUUGACAAACUUCUAUCAGACAGACGUACACACCCUUGUAGCCUUACUCUAGAUUUAGAUUAUUUUGUUUUUUUAUGCACAAAGUGCCACUAAAAGAAAAAAAAAGAUUUCUUUCCUAAUUCAUCUCUCCAAUGUAAUAAUGUCUGGUCCCAAGACGACCACGGCAUCCGAAGAGCGGUGAUUGUUUCAGAUGCCUUUGUUUCUCUGCCAAGAUGGCCAGAAGUACAUUAUAUAUACAUUCUGUACAAAUAGAUUUUAAAGAUGCUCUCUCUCUCUCUCUCUUUCUCUGUCUAUAUAUAUAUAUAAAUAUAUAUAUAUGAAUACAAACAUACCUAUAUUUUUCCAGUGUAACUGUGGACUUUUCCUUGUCAGAGGAGCUGUUCUGAGGAGAUGUGAUGGUGAAUCCCGAGCAGAUGGUUGAAUAUCAUAAAGACCUGCUCAACUGUGGCUUUAAACGCACCAUUGAGUCGAGCUGCAACGGCGCUUUGCGAGUUCUCUCAUUAAGUUUCCUUUUACUUGUGUGUCUUUGAUCCAUAAAACAUCAGCUGUGUGUUUUACGACUGAAUCUCAUGUACAGUUUGAAAAAAACAAAAAAACGACGAUGCUUCUGACUAAUGUUCUGCACACGGCCUCGUGGUGCGGUUCCCUGCUUUGUGUGUCCUCGACCGUCCAGGCCUGCUCGCUGUGAGGAGACUUGGGUGUAACUUGCCUUCGAGUGUCCGCUCCGGUGUGUACAGUUCAAUGCCUGCGCGUAGCUCGGACGCCGGCUCGUUCCCGAGGUGGUAAAUGUGCUCUUAGCCAACAUAGAAUGAAAUCCUUUGUGCACUUUCUGAACUACUGUUGAAAAUGCCAGCAUUUGAGCGUAGAUUUCUUGGAACCCAGCUUCAGUAGCUUAGAUCAACCAGAGAGUUGUCUUUUGUACUGGGAAAAAAAACAAAAAGAGAUUGACAGGAAGCGAGUUUGGCCCUCAGGUGACGGGGCAAAACGGAGCGAUGCCAUAGGUCGGCCAGUCAGCUGAGGCUAGAGGCUACAUCAUCAGCUGGAUCGAGGCCUCGUGUAGAACGGGAGGAGAGCGUGGGAGUGGGAAAUUGAUUUGCCGAGCUUCAAAAUCUCCCCUUUUGUUUCAAGAGGAGGCGUUUGUUGCAUAAACAUGUACGUCACUCAAAAGAAUGUCAAAGCUUUUUGUGACUCUUACCCCUCGUCCGGCCCUCUGCCGCACCACGAAACCCCCUUUCGUUGUUCUCGUCCCUUGUAACCUCUCCUCAGGAAAACGCGGUGCGCGAAAACUCGUGUGUUCUUCUUGAACUGCUGGAGAAUACCACCCGCGGGUGUUAAGACUGUGAAUAUUCUCCUGACCCAUUUGCUAUGGCAUGACCCCUUUUAAAAUGCUUGAUGAAAUUGUCUGCUGAGGUAUGUAAAUAAAUAACACUGAGGCCAUGAAAGCAGAGCUAAGAAAGCGAGCGCAGCCCACAGCGCUGAGCCCACGCACUGUAUGUUUUCUGAUUUACAUAAAGUACAGAGCCAUGGAGGGAGUUUUAGUAUUCCAAACAGCGAAGGAUCACACACUGGACAGGUUUACCCACCGAUGUGAGACUUUCAGGGACGCCGGUCCGCACCCAAAUCCAAAUAUGAGUAGAGAAGAAGUGGGGAGGAGAGGGCGGAGCUAUUAAACUGAGCGGCACUUUUUCAUCGAGCUGACCAAAAGCAAAACGGCCCCACCUCUGCCCACCUCCCUGUCGUGUGGUCUUCUUAUCAUGUGUGCCUUUCUCAGUCCGCUCAUGUCGGCCCGUUUGUGCCGGCUCCAAAUCCUGCAUGUUUUACGUUCAGAUGUCCUUCACUUGCAGGCAGGGGGCGCUCUGUUGCAGAGGAAAACCAGAAGCUGUUGUCGGGCUAAAGAAACUGUGAUCUUAUUCUGUCCAUUCAGGUAUCCGAACUGGAAUCUGAAGAUCAUCGUCUUUUAUCCCCAGUAAAUGCAUCAGUGUGCAGGGCAUUAUUUUGAAAUAAGUGAAAGUCUCUGUACAUAUUUGUAUUUAGAAGAAACAGUGUUAUUGUUGUUGUAUUGACAAAAAGUUGAAAAUUGUUUAAAAAACAGACAAAAAAAAACAUUUGUGACAAAAGAAAAAAAAAAGUCCACAGCCAAGGGUUGUCCUGCUACCACAUUUUUACAGAGAUGAGCUAUUUUUACUGGUGAUUUUUUUAGGCACUAAUAUUGAAAUACUUAUGAAACCUUCCAGCAUUACAAGCACUUCCACGUGGAUAGACUGUAUGGUCAUUUUUGUUACUUUUGUAGAUGGAGUCGUUCCUUUUGUAAAGUGGGACAGGCCUUGGCUGUGUGUCCUCGGGGUCUCCUCUUUUUGUUCAUCUUUUUUUGGGGGUGGGGUGGGGAGGGUUGGGUGUACACUGCUGUAGAUGGGCCGAGUUUGUGACUGUGUGUUUGUGCACUUGUGUACAUGUUCCCCUGUUCCUGUUUCAGUGUUACAAAGCAGAAAGUGAUGUCAGUUAUUGUGAGGGUAUGAAUCAUUUUAAAUGUUCUCUAUGAAAAUACAAAUAAAGACUCAUAGACAAGCA
Messenger RNA from Oryzias melastigma (Indian medaka), 8050 nucleotides. RefSeq names its product myelin transcription factor 1b (gene myt1b). The record is from RefSeq and is a predicted model, not a curated record. The transcript is spliced from 23 exons. The coding region runs from base 136 to 3972 and encodes 1278 amino acids. Gene Ontology annotation, molecular function: DNA-binding transcription factor activity, RNA polymerase II-specific; RNA polymerase II cis-regulatory region sequence-specific DNA binding; zinc ion binding. Gene Ontology annotation, biological process: regulation of transcription by RNA polymerase II. Gene Ontology annotation, cellular component: nucleus. Lineage: Eukaryota; Metazoa; Chordata; Actinopteri; Beloniformes; Adrianichthyidae.